GGACAUUUACUGAUUAAUAAGUAACUGAGAUGAAAUUGAUCAUGGCCCCAAAGGGCCGAAAUCAAUCUUAAUGAUACCAGAUCCGAUGCAAACGAUAUCACAAUCCAUCUUCAACAGAUUUUCAACAUGCUCCGCACACACCCGCCUCAGGAUAUUGUCGUCACCUACGGUCCGGGCCACUUGAACUCCAAAUAUAUACCAGAUGAUCCUCAGCACGAAUCAGUCUAUCGAAUGGUUCAAGAAGAUAUCCCUGAACCACUCUUCAAGUCCAAAUAUAAUGGAAAGAUUUUGAAGUCCGCUGAAUCGUUUCCGCGACUGGCAACGGACAGUGGGGAAUGUCCGAAUGUGCCUAAAACGGUGCCGGUGACCUCCACCGGUUUGUACAUUACACCUGGCAGCAAAAGUGGACUAAAUGAGAGGCAGAAACCUGUGGGUAGCCCUGGGACGAAUGCGGUUAAGAAAUCUAAGAUCCCGACCCGCACCCUCGAUCGCAGCACGCCCACAAACCCAAACCCACGCAGCGCCCCCGCAAACUCAAACCCACGCAGCAUCUCGGCGAACACAACUCCACGCCGGACACCCAUCCAAAAUAAAGCACGCACAACACCACCCCGCAAAACACCUCUCCAAUCUCGUACUCCAAUCAAAUCACUUCCCAAAAAGCCACCCACUCCACCACCCGCCUCUCCACUGGAGCUCUUGAAAAGACGACACAAGAAGCUCGAAGGAUUGUAUAUGAAGCUGCCCAUUGCGAGCGAUGUGCCCUCUGCGAUCCGGAGGAAAGUGGGGUUGGAAAAGGAGCUUGAGGAGCUUGAACGAGAGAUCGCGAGAUUGAACAUGGUGCAGUGAUUGGAACGGUUCCCUUGGACGUGAUCAAGGUUCGGCGUGUUUGCUCACAUGUGGGCGUUGUACGUUCCGUGAAGUCGUGACAGGCUUGGGUCCGGAACAAGAUGACAAUAGUAAAUAAUAAUCAUUUUAUUUAUCGUCGUCAUUCCCUCUAAGAUAAAAUGUAUGCAACAUGCAUUCUAUUGUAAAUAUGGAUGUUCGGUGUCAUUCUGUCAAUUAGUGCAUAUAUGCAAUAAUCUGGACGUUAUUCUAUCCUCUA
Messenger RNA from Spizellomyces punctatus DAOM BR117, 1105 nucleotides. RefSeq lists its product as uncharacterized. The coding region runs from base 127 to 849 and encodes 240 amino acids. The transcript has 4 exons. NCBI's taxonomy places the organism in Eukaryota, Fungi, Chytridiomycota, Chytridiomycetes, Spizellomycetales, Spizellomycetaceae. The record is from RefSeq and is a predicted model, not a curated record.